AUGCUCAGGUAUGCUCGCGACUCGACAAGGGCCAAGAGCUCAUGUGCCGAGGCUCGGUGUAGCCAUAUCUGUGUCCAGCUACCAAACGAAGGAUUCGCCUGUCUGUGUCCUGAUAACGUCUUCCCUGGAACUGACGGUUCAUGUGGCUCAGCUCGAGUGGAUGCUCUCAUCAUGCCCAAGCAGUGCACUUGUACCAAUGGCGGAAGAUGUAGGCUCGACGGCACUUGUGAAUGUCCACCCGACUUCGAAGGCGAAAACUGCGAUAAGUCGAGCACUGUCAGCAGAAAGUUGAUUGGCCGCCUCUCGGAGAAUCUGCUGCUAGCCCUCUUCCUCCUACUGGUAUUGUUUGCUUGUGUUGGACUAGUCGGUUUCGUUGGGGUCAACUUGUACAGAAAACGAGCCCUACUAUCGAAAAAGAAUGAAGCCGCCGAUAGUAGCGUCUCAUUCCAUGGCAAUGUUAUAUCAUUUAGCAAUCCAGCUUUGGAAAGUAAACAGGACCCCAAUCCGAUCGAAUACAGUAUGCAGCAGAUUGCGGCUGCCGAGGCUGGUUCGACAACUUUCUCGAAUCCUGUAUAUGACCUAGAAUCAGAUAGCACUGAAAUGGUGUCAUUAGAAAACACACCAUCGACGUCAAGAGCAACAAGUUUCCGUUCUCAACGGACCGGUGAUGAUGUUAUAGGUUAG
Molecule: messenger RNA, 684 nt
Organism: Cylicostephanus goldi
Lineage: Eukaryota; Metazoa; Nematoda; Chromadorea; Rhabditida; Strongylidae
Source: the annotation of a GenBank genome assembly